Acanthopagrus latus (yellowfin seabream) is the source of this 4193-nucleotide messenger RNA. It is a transcript of the gene uckl1a, whose product is annotated as uridine-cytidine kinase 1-like 1a. The transcript is spliced from 15 exons. The coding region runs from base 710 to 1954 and encodes 414 amino acids. NCBI's taxonomy places the organism in Eukaryota, Metazoa, Chordata, Actinopteri, Spariformes, Sparidae. Gene Ontology annotation, molecular function: kinase activity; ATP binding. The record is from RefSeq and is a predicted model, not a curated record. Gene Ontology annotation, cellular component: cytoplasm.
GGGUGUGUGUUAAGCAAGCAGGGAUGGCUUUAACCAGCCGGUGCCGGCUCCGAGGUCGCAAGAUCCCCAUGGAAACGGAGUGCGGGACAAUAAUGUCGUCCCGCUCGGACAGGUACAUGAUGCCGUGAGUGUUUGUGUGUCCGUGUGUGUUGUCUGCGCUCAGAUGUGUUGUGUUGUUGAUCUGUAGUCCGCAGCUGCAGCAGCGUCCUCAGCCUGUUAACGUAGCGAUAACCACACUGACUCCCCUCCUCCUCCUCCUGCUCCUGCUCCUGCUCCUGCACACUGCACGGAGAUCUGCCAGGUGUCGACUCCUGACAUUGAUAAAGAAACACCUGUCUGUCGGGAUCUGUGGAUUUACUCGUGCAGGAUGGUGAGCGCAGUCAGCUGUAGAUGAGUCAUAGUCGGUGUGAACGCGGAGCUCUUCAGAAGUAGUGGGAGUGGGGAGGACUCGUUGGACCGGCUCCUGCCCCCCGCCGGGGCCCCUCGCAGGAAGAGCGCUACCUCACUGAGUAAAACCGAGCCUCCUCUGCUCCGCACGGGCACACGCACCAUCUACACCGCUGGCCGACCUCCCUGGUAUGACGAGCACGGGGCGCAGUCAAAAGAAGCCUUUGUCAUCGGGUUGUGUGGGGGCAGCGCCUCAGGGAAGACCACCGUGGCCAAUAAGAUCAUUGAGGCUCUGGAUGUGCCGUGGGUUGUGCUGUUGUCUAUGGAUUCUUUCUACAAGGUCUUAUCUCCUGAGGAGCAGGCUCUGGCAGCGAGUAACGACUACAACUUCGAUCAUCCGGGGGCAUUCGACUUCGAGCUGCUGGUCGCCACCCUGAGGAAGCUGAAGCAGGGCAAGAGUGUGAAGAUCCCGGUGUACGACUUCACCACGCACGGGCGACAGAAAGACUGGAAAAACGUGUACGGCGCCAGCGUAAUUAUAUUUGAAGGUAUUAUGUCUUUUGCGGACAAAGAGCUUCUUCAGCUCCUGGAUAUGAAAAUCUUUGUGGACACAGACUCAGACAUUCGGCUGGUUCGCCGGCUCCGCAGGGACAUCACAGAGCGCGGGCGAGACAUUGAAGGCGUCAUCAAGCAGUACAACAAGUUUGUGAAGCCGGCCUUCGAGCAGUACAUCGAGCCGACCAUGAGGCUGGCCGACAUUGUUGUGCCGAGAGGUGGUGGGAACAUGGUGGCCAUUGAUCUGAUUGUCCAGCAUGUUCACAGCCAGCUGGAGGAGCGUGAGCUCAGUGUCAGGGCGCUCCUGGCCUCGGCUCAGCAGAACCAGCCGCUGCCUCAGACGCUCAGCGUGUUGGAGAGCACGCCGCAGGUCAGAGGCCUGCACACCAUCAUCAGGAAUAAAGAAACCAGUCGAGAUGAGUUCAUCUUCUACUCAAAGAGAUUAAUGCGGCUUCUCAUAGAACAUGCGCUAACAUUUCUACCUUCUCAGACAUGUGUGGUUCAGACUCCACAGGGUCAUCAGUACGAGGGCCGCAGCUCCAACGGUAAAGGGAUCACCGGUGUGUCGGUCCUGCGGGCAGGAGAGACCAUGGAGCCCGCCCUGAGGGCCGUGUGCAAGGACGUCCGCAUCGGCAAGAUCCUCAUCCAGACCAACCUUGACUCUGGCGAACCGGAGCUGCAUUACCUGCGUCUGCCCAAAGACAUCAGCGAAGAUCAUGUCAUCCUAAUGGACAGCACAGUCUCCACCGGCGCUGCUGCCAUGAUGGCAGUACGAGUCCUGUUGGAUCACGAGGUGCAGGAGGACAGGAUCGUGUUGGUGUCGCUGUUGAUGGCAGAGCUCGGGGUGCACUCUGUGGCCUACGCCUUCCCAAAGGUCAAAAUCAUCACCACCGCCGUGGACAAGAGUCUGGACGAUUUUUUACAUGUAAUUCCCGGUAUCGGUGACUUUGGCGACCGAUACUUCGGGACCGACAGCUGGAGUGACGACGACCAGGACCAGCCGUCAUACUGACACAAACAUCUGUGAGCCUCUGUGAAAGAAAACACAACACUACUUGAAAACUCCCAUUGUUGUGCAUAUUCCCCUUUAGGCAUAAACCAGAAGAAAAAGAAACUGUUAUAUAAUUCUAUUCACUUUUUGUGUACUGCACAUGACUUUUUGUACUCUUAUAUGACGGAUGAGUCUCGGUCAAGUUGUAUGCACGAGGGAUGUUUUGUUUUAUUUACAGCUGCGUGUUGGUCAUUAAUAUUUCAUACAGAAGGGUCACAAGAGGUGAAACAGUGCCAUUACCUCUGAGGUACAGUAAUACAAUAACAAUAUUAUUGUUAUCUAAAUUGUUUCAUUCAGAUUGCACCAGCUGUUCAUGACUCUAAGCAACUGCUAGAGUGUUAAACUAGAUUAAUAAAUCAGGUUGCACCAAUAAAACUUAACCAACAUGUAAACUGUGUAAAUUGGUUGCUAGCAAACAUCUGUACCAGCCACAGUGUUAACUGGUGAUAACAAUAAUGUUAACACACUCACAAUAACAUUAAUUAAUUUUAGGUAUUGUUUGCUGUGUUCACUUUGACUUUACCAUGUUAGCAAGCUGACAUUUGUUAGUUAGAAAUUAAGUUAAUACCUUUGACGUACGAUACAAAACAAAUCAAUCGCCGUAUUAUUCUAAAUGAUUGUAUUCAAGCUUGCGCCAGCCGUCAAAUUAUCAGUGUUUGCUUGUUAACAUCGAGUCACGUCGCAUCAGGUCGAUGGCGUUAUUUGGCUGAAGUUCACAGUCUCUCUGGAUCGAUUGCAGCAGAUUCAGAUCUGUGUGCAGAGUGAGGAGACUGACUCCUGAUCAAUGAGGACAGAGCGGCCCGGAGCGUUCACCUCACAGCCGACUCUCUUUUGUGAGGGUUUAAAACAGGCGGGGUAUCGAACCAAGUCUGUCAGUCAGUCUGAUUCCUUCAAACACUGUUGAUUUUUCUGUGCUGUCCUCGUGUUUGUUUGUUUUUUCUAGUUGAAGGAGUUUGCGAGCACUCUUCAACCUCGUUUAAUGACCAUCAAAAGUCAAUAUCCCACUAGGUUACCUGCAUCAAGAGAGUUGCCUUUCAUUAGUCUGGUGCCUGCAGGUUUUGUUGUACACCCCCUUUUUUUCUCUGUUUGAGUUCAUUGCGGACUUAAGAGGCGGUAAAUGAAGUAUAUUUCACUCUCAUAAUUAUCUUAAGAAGCAUUUUUUUAGUGUUAUCAAGUGGUUUGGGGCCGGCUUGUAGGUCAGACUCUGACCACCGUAGAUAUCUCUACAAACUUCAACGACAAGGUACAAAUUGAGCAAGAAGAUGUGUCACAACUUGUAUAACAAGUUAAAAACCUUUAAAAAAAUAGUGUCAACAAACUGAACAUUUGUUCUUCCUUUGAAGUUUUCUGUUAAUUCCUUCAGGACAGGACAACGUGACUCACUGCUCUGUGACUCAGAUGUAAUGUUAAUACAUGAGAGGAGCUAAUUAUAGGCUGAAGAGUCUGAGUUUAUGAACAGCUGGUGCAAAAAAAAAAUAUGCUCAGAUAUAAAGCCAUUCAUCUUUAUGCUGCUCUAACAAGACUUUUUUUUUUUUGUGUACAUGUUGUGUGAGAGAACGACCACAAAUUAAUCUGAAUCUUCGUAGGUUACCACAUUUCCACAAUAGGUUUUAGAAUGCCUAAAAAAAAAAAUCAAUCUUAAAUUCAGAGUAGCAGAAAACAUCUGCUACUGACUCAACUUCCGGUUCUCACUGCCUCUUUCUACUUCCACCUGAAACCUGUCAUGUCUCCGCUGUGCGUCUGGACUGACAGACGGGUCGCCGUCGGUUCGAGGUCACGGCCGGUCACACGCUCACUUCUGAGUAUUUUCCACGGUCCUGUGACUCUCAGGGUUCAGACACAGGCCGCCCGCUCUCUGUGAUACACUCUAAAGCCUGAGGGGGUCAGUAUAGCUCACAUUAAGCUUCUCCACAGUGUGAUUUAUAGGGUGUCCCUCUGAGCACCCAGUGUCUCUUUACAUUACCGGAGAAUGCGCGCAGACUCACCUGCGUCACCUCCACCGCACGUUCAAACAUGUUGAAUCUGAUGUCAUGAAUGUGAGUUUGGAAGUAAUAAUAAUAAAAAAAAAUCAUCCCUGUGGUUUUAUUAUCUUUACCAACUGACCUGGUGCAGAAAUACAACGUGUUCAGAGCUCAGUUAAAUGACGUUAAAUGUGAUUUCAGGGUUGACGGAAUGAGCAAUAAAAGAAACCUGGAGCCUC